Fusarium keratoplasticum is the source of this 1932-nucleotide messenger RNA. RefSeq lists its product as uncharacterized. Lineage: Eukaryota; Fungi; Ascomycota; Sordariomycetes; Hypocreales; Nectriaceae. The coding region runs from base 1 to 1932 and encodes 643 amino acids. Gene Ontology annotation, molecular function: protein binding. The transcript is spliced from 4 exons. Gene Ontology annotation, cellular component: cytoplasm; nucleus. The record is from RefSeq and is a predicted model, not a curated record.
AUGGCUGCUAUCAUGGACGAUGACACCAUCAAUCGCAUCAUCAGACAGCUGAACCCCGGCGAUCGUGCUGCGAGCAGACAGAAAGCGCUCGAUUCUGCACGUCUGCCCGAGUCGUAUCAAUGGGUUCUUGAACUCCCAAAGAUUCGAAAUUGGCUGAGUGGAACGGGUCCCCAGCUGCUCUGGCUCGAUGGUCCAACUGCAACUGGCAAGACAUUCCUAAGCUCAAAAGUUGUCAAUCAUAUUCGAUCCGACGACCGACUACGAGCAAACAACUCUGCAGUUGCUGUCGUCUACGCCGAGAAAAGCUACGAACACCGGAACAUCGCCGAUUGGAACCUCCGACUGUCAUCCGUGGCCAGGCAGCUCGCAUCUCAACUGCCAACCUCCUCCGCUGCUCUAAAAAGGGCUCUGGCCAAGUUCUCUGACACUGAUGACGACCAACUUCACUCGAUCCUGAGGACAUUGGCCUCCGAGUUUGGAACUGUCUUUGUGGUCUUUGAUGGAAUUGGCAAGGCUACCACCAAAAGUUUGAAGGCACUCAUGCGUGUCCUUGGUGGCGGCCAUGAAGAGAGGGCUUCGUUCCGGGUAUUGAUAACCAGUCGUGAUCCACCUCCUGAUGCUUUCACGGCUCAGCUCGAGGUCUCUGUCGUCAAGGCUGGGGCUGAUAGUGUUGACUUGAAAGCUUAUGUGACCUCUGAAUUGCGAGAUGCCCUCCAAGAGCUCUCUCCUCUGGAACUCUCCAAGGUAAACGCAUUACUUGAGGCCGAGAUUUCUCUCGCCUGUGACGGAGUCUUCCCGCCUCUGCCUCUGCCUCAGCUGUAUGCCGAACCCUCAGAGGCGAUGGAGACUCUCUCUACAAUGAUCGCGUCGGCUAACGGGCAGUCGACUUCUGAUACCAUGCAGCAAUAUUGCUGCAGAAUAAUGGCACAAACUAAAUCAAGCAAAUGGGGAGACAUGAUCUGCUGCAUUCUCUACCACCUGGUCAAAAUCAGCGAGUUUGGGUAUGAGUUCACAAUACCAAUGGCAGUAGAUGCCCUGGACGCUUGGAAGAUAUUCCAUCAAGACGGCUCCUCAUAUACCGCUACCGACAUUCUCGAGGUUUGCACUGGGCUUUAUUACUUCAGCGAUGACAACCAAACUAUUCGCAUACGGUCUCCUAUUCUAGAGCAUUAUCUUCGACAUGAAGAGUUUGGCAGAGAAUACGAAGAGCUUUGUACGACAGCGCAGAUGCGGUAUCUAUGCAAGCCUGAAUUCUCCAACAGGGCUUGUGCAUCCUCGAAUGAGCUUCGCGAACGGUUAAAAAACAACAGAUAUCUCUGGUACGCCGCAAGGAUGUUGGCUCCCAAUCUCCAUCAGCACAUUCCAAAAUCCUUCAUAUCCGACUUUAUGGUACUUUCAUCCAACCAGGGGUCCAUUGAUUCGUAUCUACAAGCAGCCAACGCCUGGCCAUACCAUAAUGAAGUCACCUAUGAUGAACUGGAGGAGAGUUCAGAAUACUGGAAUUGCUUCAUACGCGGCUUCCGACCUCUUCACCUCGCCGUACAACUAUCAGACUCGGCCCCGUUGAUACACGCCUUGGCAGAACGAGGGGAAGAGCUCGAAGCGCGUAAUAAAGACGGUCAAACCGCACUACACAUCGCCGCUCAAAGCCAGGGAGAAUGCAAUGCCCUCCGUGCUCUUCUCGCCUGUGGCAGUGACGUGUCUGCAGUGGAUGAGAAUAGUGAAACACCGCUCUCUCUGGCGAUUGUGUGGGGGAGCGUCGAGUCUGUCAAGUUGCUGUUCAAGUAUGGCGCGGACAUCAGCACCGUUGAUGAGGAAGCUCUUGAAAUGUGUACACAAGAAGAGCCGGAGAUCGCCAAGUAUUUGGCUGAGCGUGGUGUUGAGAUGCCGGCCAACGAUGACAAUGAUGACAGCUCAACAGUCUCUGCAUAG